AUCAGCCAAACGAUCGUUCUUGUCACUGAAUUCUCCAGGCGGAUCAGCAAACGCUAAAGAGCUGUGAGUGUGUAGCUGUGAUUAUAAAUACGAGCUCCAGGCCCAGAGUCCCAAGCAGUUGAGCCCAGAAGUUGGUCGAGGCAACACUGGUUAUAGUUCUUCUUCAUUUGCUCAAGUGUUUUAAAUUUCUUUUGCUUUCUCGAUACAGCCAAGUGAUCAAGAGUACAGGCUGCAAGUGGAGUGUUUGGUGAGAUUGUGGCAUUAUUGUGUGUAGCAUCUCAAGUGAAUCCGAAGGAAAAGCUGAUAGCAUAAGAGUGUGAAUUGUUGUUUUUUUUGUGAGAGGUGAAAAGUUUGUUUCGAGGGAAAAAUAUGGAGCGUUUCCCUUCAAUUUCUCUGCUUCUUCUGGCCAGUCUCCUCGUUGCAUUUGUGGCCAGUGAAGAGUUUGACGAUGUGGCUCGAGCUGCAUCACCUGGAUUUGCCGAUGGAUUCAACCAGUGGCACUCGGGAUUGCUAGAUUUCACCGGAACGCAGGGUCUCUACUGGCCUCACCAGUUGAGCCCUGAAUUCCGCGAUGGUAGCCCUUUUGGUGGACGGCAGCCGGCUGUUGAGCACAUCCCUGUAAAGGCUGAAGAAUCCAUGGAUGGCAAGCCUGAUCGCGAUUCUGAACCCGUUGAUGUUGAGUUCAUCAGUGGAUCAAUUGGCAAUCCUGAUGAUACUCAAGUUCAGAUUGACAAUCGUCCUCCCGUGCAGGCCUAUCCCUCUUUUGGUGCCGGCUUCGGAGAUACUCUCUUCCAGCACACUUUCAGCAAUUUCCCGGGAUUCAACAACUUCUUCCCCGGCUUCAAUUUCAACACCCCUCAGCUUGGACUCUGGUGGAGAGGACCCAAUGUAUGCACAGAGAAGGAGGAAGAUGUUGAGGAAUGGGACAGAGAAAUGCUCUCUGGAUUGUCACUGAACUUUGAGUCGUGCGUGGAGAAGCCCAACAAGCAUGUCUGCAAAACUAUUUCCAAUCGCAAUGGCCAGAAGUACACGGUGACCGUUACUCACAAGUGCUGCCAUGGAUACGAACGAGCCAGGGACGGAGGACGCGGUACCACCUGCAAAAAGGUCGAUCUUCAGUCCAUUGAGGAGACGGCAGAGAGUCUGGGAGCCAAGGAAUUCAUGAAGAGUGUCAAGAACAAUGGACUCAGCGAGAGAAUCACCGAAAAUAUCACAAUGUUUGUCCCCCUUGAUUCCGCAUUCACAGAUUUCUCCGAGAAGAUGUUUGAGUCGAAUCUCGUGGUUCUUCCUCUGUCGAGGAGUCGGAGGGCUACAAAGGAUGUUUCGGGGAUUACAACGAGGGAACUUGCUCUGGCUCACAUUGUCGAUGGAUUCGUGAGGAUUGAGGAUGUUCAGAAUGAACAACUCCUGACCACGUCCUUUGAGAACUCCACCAUUCGCAUGAACAUCUUCCCACGUCCUCCAACCUUCGACAGCCAUGACUUCCGCUACACAGCCAAUUGUGCUCCCCUCCUGAAGGUCAACAAAGUGGCCACCAAUGGGAUUGUUCACGUGGUUGAGAAGGUUCUGCCUCCAGUCACGCAGAGCAUCAUGGAAUUGGUGGAGAGUCGCAGUGACAUGACAAUCCUGAGGACUGUGCUCCAGAAAACCAAAUUGGACAAGUUCCUGAGCCAAGAAGGUAAAUCCUUUACCCUCUUCGCGCCCACAGAUGCUGCCUUCGAGAAGCUGGAGCCCCACCUCAGACGCACCAUCAAAGACGGAAAUGGCUGUGCUACAAAUAUUCUCAAGAAUCACAUUCUGGACCUGACAUUCUGCUCCUGUGCCGUCCUCAACACUGUCAUGACCAACACGUACAAUCUUCUGGACCAGAAAAUGACCUUUGAGCGCGUUGAUGCUGAGAAGCCAGAAGAGGCAACGGAAAUUGCUGACCUGACAGCCUCCAAGGACAUCACAGUCAACGGAAUGGCCAAGAUCACCGAAGCAGACAUCAUGGCAACAAAUGGAGUGAUCCAAGUGAUCGACACUGUGAUCCCGACUGAGUCAGGAAUGCCCAUCACUUCCAUGCUCGCUUCGCAGAAUCUCACGACCUUCAAGCGUCUCCUGGAAGCUUCAGGACGCGAGGAAGAGUUCGAGAUGAUGUCCAAUGUGACCUUCUUUGUGCCAACGGAUAAGGCUCUGGCCAGGAAUGAAUGGGUCAAUGUUCUGGAGGAGAAACCAUCUUUGCUGCAGAACAAUGAGGAAUUUAUGAACUUCCUGAACUACCACAUUGUGGCUCCUCUGACCAAAACUUGUGAUCUCACUUACGACAUGCUCCAGACCAAAUCCGGAGAGAGCCUUAGGGUCAAUCUCUACGCUACUCAUCCUGUGUUCUCGGACGUCAUGAACAGAGCUACAGUCAACUGCGCCAGACUGAUCCACUUUGACGACGAGAGCUGCGGAUCUGUUUUGCAUCAAGUGGACAAGGUUCUGGAACCGCCCAUGAGGACCCUCCUGGAUCACCUUAAUAUCACCGAGAGGUACAGCAUGUGGCUGGACUUCGUCAAAGCGGCCAAUAUGACGAGCCUACUGGAGGACACAGAGAAGGACUACACGCUCAUGGUGCCUACAAAUGACGUCUUCAGGGAGCAGAGGGAAUGGUACGAGGAGAAACUGAAGAAUCCCGAGCAGGCUGAGAUGAUUGUGAAGAAUCACAUGCUCUCAGAUGUGCUUUGCUGUGCCGGAAUUGUCCCAUCGGACUGGCCAUUUGUGCGCACGAUUGAAUCCCUGAGCGGCCGUCCGUUGCGCAUCGACCGCGGCCGGCGACCUGUUGUGGCCAAUGCCGGAAUAACCAAAUGUGAUGUCGUGGCCAAGAACGGCGUCUUGCACGAGAUUAACGAUGUGAUCAUCCCCAAGGAGCGCCAGAGGACUCCGGUUUCGUCAUUCUUCUGGUGAGACCAGCAUCGUCCUCCAGGCACCCCUUUUCCCACCCAGAGGACACUUCCCUGCUCUCCUCAGCUGUGGCACAUCCUCUAGUGAGCCCCCUCUCUCUCUAAAUUAUAAACAGCAGCCACCCCUUGGCUCAUUCUCAUAACGUUUAAGCACGCAAAAUUAUGUUUAUUUGAUCUACUAAGUGGAUGGCAAAUAAAUAAUGGAGUAAAAGAGA
This is a messenger RNA of Phlebotomus papatasi, 3142 nucleotides long. Its product is annotated as transforming growth factor-beta-induced protein ig-h3. Lineage: Eukaryota; Metazoa; Arthropoda; Insecta; Diptera; Psychodidae. Gene Ontology annotation, molecular function: cell adhesion molecule binding. Gene Ontology annotation, cellular component: extracellular matrix. Gene Ontology annotation, biological process: cell adhesion; extracellular matrix organization. The record is from RefSeq and is a predicted model, not a curated record. The transcript is spliced from 8 exons. Bases 370 to 2931 code for a protein of 853 amino acids.